Molecule: messenger RNA, 2236 nt
Organism: Caenorhabditis sp. 36 PRJEB53466
Lineage: Eukaryota; Metazoa; Nematoda; Chromadorea; Rhabditida; Rhabditidae
Source: the annotation of a GenBank genome assembly
AUGGUUGAUUUGAGUAGCAGAAUGACGUUAUUCAAUCAAACGGUGGUUGCAUCUCUACUUCAACCGCUUAGCGACAAUCAACAAAGCGAGUGAGUUCAUACAAGAAAUAUUCCGUUGGAUCAGUUAAUGAUUUGAGAGCUUAUCGGACUAAAAUUAAUCUGAAAAUCACAGAGCAACGAAACGACCACUCUGGUGACAAGGUAACCUCCCCUCCUGUUAGAAAAGAACUAAAUUUAUGGUGUGUCAGGAAUUAAAGUUUGAAAUCAGUCGAUCCGAUGAUUUCGAGUUUUUUUAUGCGGACGUUUUGAAUGGCGAGAAGUAUCAAGCAUUAGUGAGAACACUUGGACUUAUUGUAGACUUUGAUGCGUUCCCAAAAACGAUUAUAGAUCAUUUGUUGCACAGAAGUCACUACAAUAAUGAAAGUGAGAUGGAAUCGAAAAAAUUAGGUGAGUUUAUUUAUCAACAAGCUUAACCCCCGCCUGACCUGACCGAGAAAUAUUUAAAAAAUUUAAUAUUAUCGAAAAAUCUCUCGAACAUUUUUUUCGAAAAAAAAAACGUUUCAAAAAUUAUCUUUCAAUGGUACACACUGCAACUGUCGAAACGUGCAAAACAGAGAUCUAUUUUUAUAAGGUGUAGCUAUAACCAGUGUGUGUUCUCCGUUGAUCACAAAUAUGAAAUUUGUUUUUUUUUCAGGCGUCUGUUUUUUCAGGCGCCCCCUUGGUUCAACUCUACGGAUUUUCAAUUCCUUCAUUUCAGGGGAGCCGAUUAGCACGACAAUCCGGGAGCCUGUUGAAAUUAAAAUUACCCUGAAUUCUGAGAAAACCUCGUGCAUGUAAGCUUUCUCUGAUUUUGACUUUUUCGGUUGGUGGAAAACCGUUUUUUUCUAGUUCCCUCCUAUUGUUUCUUGUUUUCAAUGGGGUUUUUGAAAAAACGGUUUCCCAACCGAAUGAGCCCCUAAGACACUAUUUUUGAAGGUUCGAAAUGUUUCGGAGAAACACUCUGACUGACGGUAAAAUGUUCUCACUAAAAUUAUCUGCUGUCCGUGGAGAUCAGUUAAUAUCCCAAUUGCUGAAAAUUUGUUCUGUUCAAGCUGUAAAAAUUGCCAAUCUCAGAGGAAUAGAGGUAUUUGUUCUUAAUGUAAAACUAAUAACGCAGCAAUUUAGGAAAAACUUGCACUCAUGAUGAGCAAAUGUACAGAAAUAGAAAAAGAGAAUACGAGACUUACAGAAAUAGAAAAACAAAUGGAAGCAUGCCAAACUGAAAGAGAAGGACUCGAGAAUGACCUAGAGGUAUACUGAAAACCUCAUUUUGGGUAACCUUAGUUAUUUGUAGAUGGUAAAAGAGGAAAGAGAAAAUAUUCGCCUACUCGUGGAAGAGAAAGACGAAUUGCUAGCUGAUUUUCAAAGGAACCAAGAAAAGUACAAAAGCAUCAACGAAGAAUCCGAAGAGGAAUUGAGGGUUGUUGGAAUAAUGGUAAGAAGUGUAGAUUAAUUUUAUCUCAAUCUGUGUUUAACAGCUAGAAGAAGAGCAAGCGAAAGUGGAUGGGAUGACGAAGAACAGUGCAGUUCAGCAAAAAGAGAUUCAUAGACUGCGGACAGAAAAUUUCACUCUCAUUCGAAAUUUGGCAAAAUUAGAAAGCUUAAUGAAAAGAAAUGAUGAGCGACAGGGACAACAAAGUGUCGAUCUCCGCAAAUUAAAAGAACUCGAAACCGAUUUGAAGCAAAAAGAUUUCAUGGUUACAUCGUUAACAGAAACCAUCUCCCUGUUGAGAAAAGAGUUGGAAGACGAAAAAUUGAAACUUGGCGAGUUGGGAGACAGCUUCGAUAGAAUGCAAAAUGAGAAUGAAAAAAUGAAAGAGAGUAUGUUUCUUUUCAAAAAAGAAUGGAAUGAGCAUUUUUCUAGAACUUGGUCUUUAUCGAAACCAGCGACUGUCCACAUUCAGCCCUGCACAGAUAUCACUUGGCAUACCAGGCAACAUUGGAAAUACGAGAAAUUCGUACCGAAAAGUUCUAGGUCCGGUAGCAUCCUCGAACUCACCUUCUGGAAGUCAUGAACUAGAUAAGGCAAUACAUUUUUGUUAGGCUUUCUUUACAUCAAGUAAAUGUUCCAGGGAUCUCCUCAACAAAACCCUAAUCGUUCUCACUAUCCGUUGACUCCAUACGCGUUGCGGAAUUCGGUGAAAUUUUUGGAAGAAUUGGAUAAAUCGGAAUUACCGUUGACUCGGAAGAUAAACUGA